This is a messenger RNA of Saccostrea echinata, 1128 nucleotides long. RefSeq names its product thyrotropin-releasing hormone receptor-like. The transcript has a single exon. The record is from RefSeq and is a predicted model, not a curated record. Bases 1 to 1128 code for a protein of 375 amino acids. Lineage: Eukaryota; Metazoa; Mollusca; Bivalvia; Ostreida; Ostreidae. Gene Ontology annotation, cellular component: plasma membrane. Gene Ontology annotation, molecular function: G protein-coupled receptor activity. Gene Ontology annotation, biological process: G protein-coupled receptor signaling pathway.
AUGGACAAAAACAGCACGUACAACAUUUCUGGAUUUAAUGCAUCUGAUGAAUCGGGCACUUUUUCGAGCGACGUUAACCGCGUCCUCGAAGUACUUCAUUACACCAACUACUUUUUCCUUCCCACCUUUCUCGUCCUUGGUCUUGUAGGUAACUGUUUGUCCAUCAUCAUAAUGAUAAGACCCAAGUUUAAAAAUAUCACAUCCAGCAUGAUUCUUAUGGCACUCUCAGUUUCCGAUUCCGUUCUCCUUUUGACGCAACCGUUCAACAAAAGAUUUAUCAUUCAGCUCAUUGGUACAGAUCUUAGGGCACUGUCCGAUGUAGGAUGCAAAAUAUUUUUUGUUAUAUUCAAAACAUCAAAGAUGACAUCAUCUUGGUUGGUGGUCGCAAUGUGUGUAGAGCGUUUCGUAGCAGUCUGGUUCCCCUUAAAAGCCAAGUUUAUCUGCACCCGAAAAGUAGUUCGUGCUGGAAUCAUCAGCAUUUACGUCUUCAUAGGUACGUACACAUCUAUUUGGAGCUACGCUUCCAAGAUUAAAAACGGGAUAUGCCACCCAGACGUUUACAAUGCAAGUAAUCCAGAUGAAGUGGAACAAUUCGGUAGAUUUCUUCUAGGAGGAGUCAAUUUGUACUCUUUCAUCCCUAUUAUAAUUCUCUGUAUACUCACACCACUGAUAAUUUUCAAACUCUCGCAGUUAACACGCAAAAGACGCAGACUGACUGGAAAACACAAGACAGUAGACCAAAAGCAACAAGCUGAGUCUAAUAGGACAACCAUGAUGUUGCUGGGGGUGAUGAUUGCCUAUAUCGUACUUAUUGCCCCCGUCGGAUCACUUCAUCUGAGCGCAUUCAUUCUGCGUAAGAAUGCCUUCGGAGUUCAAAACAGCGGGUUUCAGAUUUAUACCGAGGUCACACAGAUAACCGAACAAAUUAAUUACGCCAUCAAUUUCUUCUUGUACGUUGUCACUUCAAGAAAUUUUCAACAUGAGCUUAAGAACAUCUUCCGUUGUGACCUGGGUUUAAAGCAAUCUCUUACAUCAAGCAUAAAGAGACGGUUCACUUCUGUUACAACUACCAAAGAGAGCUCGAGUGAUGUACCAUUGGAUGAAAAAUGUGGCUCUAACAAAAUUUAG